AUGUCCUUCUGUCCCAAGCCAUGCCGUUGCACAUACAAUAUCACUGACUGCACCUCACAGGAACUGACUGAGGAAUCCCUCCCUACUUCCUUCAGUCCCUCAACUAGUGUUAUCUUCCUCAACGACAACAGGCUCUCCUUUAUUCCCAAUGGGCUCUUUGACAACCUGAAGAGCCUUAAAGUGGUCCACCUGUGGCAGAACCCGUGGGAGUGCGACUGCGACAUCCUCUACCUGCGUUCAUGGCUUCAGUGGCAGCAGAACCGGGCCCACUAUAGAAAAGUGAUAUGUGCAUCCCCAGCUCACCUGCAGGGCAGGAUCAUUGCAUACCUGUCAGAGGAGGAGAUCAUCACCACCUGCCAGUACUGGUAUUGCAGCUUGGCCUUCGUUUUCCAGCUCUGCCUCUUUGUCCUCAUCCUCAUCCAGGUUGUCCUGGCCCUCCUCGUUAUAGUUUACCUGCAAAGGUUCCGGAAAUUUGCCAAAGAAGCCAAAAGGGUAGCCACUGAGAUGCACCAGCAUGGAGACACAUAG
Alligator mississippiensis (American alligator) is the source of this 528-nucleotide messenger RNA. It is a transcript of the gene GP1BB, whose product is annotated as glycoprotein Ib platelet subunit beta. The transcript has a single exon. NCBI's taxonomy places the organism in Eukaryota, Metazoa, Chordata, Crocodylia, Alligatoridae. Bases 1 to 528 code for a protein of 175 amino acids. The record is from RefSeq and is a predicted model, not a curated record.